Molecule: messenger RNA, 1452 nt
Organism: Abrus precatorius (Indian licorice)
Lineage: Eukaryota; Viridiplantae; Streptophyta; Magnoliopsida; Fabales; Fabaceae
Product: hydroquinone glucosyltransferase-like
Exons: 1
Coding region: 7-1452 (481 amino acids)
Molecular function (GO): UDP-glycosyltransferase activity
Source: RefSeq, a predicted model, not a curated record
CAUUCCAUGGAAACCCAACAAAGUGUGACAUCAAAACAAGAAGAGACACUGCCACGUGUAGUGGCCAUGGUGCCAAGCCCUGGCAUGGGACAUCUCAUCCCAAUGGUAGAGUUCGCCAAAAGACUCACGCGCCACCACAACCUGCACGUCAUCUUCCUCAUACCCACCAAUGCUCCUCCCUCAAAGGCCCAAACCACCCUCUUCAGCUCUUUGCCACGUGCCGUUUCGCACGUGUUCCUCCCCCAAGUCUCUCUCUCAGACCUUCCACCCAACACCAAACUCGAAACCUUAAUCUCCCUCACCAUCCUUCGCUCUAUCCCUUCUCUCCGCCACUCCCUCGCCGCCACCCACUAUCCCACCGCUCUCGUUGUCGAUGCCUUCUGCACCGACGCCAUCGACGUCGCUAGAGAACUCAACAUCCCCUCUUACAUCUUUUUCUCCUCUUCGGCCAUGACUUUGUCCUUAGCCUUUUACCUACCCCAACUCGAGCAAGAGGUUCAGUGCGAUUUCAGGGACCUCGCUGAACCGGUCCCCAUCCCCGGCUGCGUGCCGGUUCAAGGAAAAGACUUGAUGGACCCGGUUCAAGUUCGAAACAGCGAUGCCUAUAACUUUUUCCUCCAUCACUGCAAGCGGUUCAGCUUGGCCGAAGGAAUCAUCGAGAACAGCUUCACGGAGCUUGAACCGGAGACUAUCAAGUGGUUGCAAGGGGUUGAUCGGGUUAGACAGCCGGUUUAUUCUGUUGGACCGCUCGUUAAUGAAGACAUUGUUCAAGCAGAGGAACAGUGUUUAUGUUUGAAGUGGUUGGAUGAACAACCACGUGGUAGUGUCUUAUUCGUCUGUUUUGGUAGUGGUGGGACCCUGUCCCGUGCACAAAUGGAAGAACUUGCUUUGGGGUUGGAGAUGAGUGAGCAAAGGUUCUUGUGGGUUGUGAAGAGCCCAAAUGAGAAUAUUGCCAAUGCCUCUUAUUUUUCUGCGGAUACCUACACUGACCCUUAUGAUUUUUUGCCUAAGGGAUUUGCGGAAAGAACCGAAGGGAGGGGUUUGGUGGUGCCAGAUUGGGCCCCACAGGUUCAAGUCCUAAGUCAUGGGUCCACCGGUGGGUUUGUGAGCCAUUGCGGUUGGAACUCAAUCCUUGAGAGUGUGGUGAAUGGGGUGCCCUUAGUGGCUUGGCCACUCUAUGCGGAGCAGAAGAUGAAUGCCGUUUUGGUUACACAAGACACAAAAGUGGCACUGAGACCAAAAGUUGAUGAGAAUGGAUUAGUGGGAAGGGAAGAGAUAGCGAGUGUUGUGAAGAACCUUAUGGAAGGCGAGGAAGGGAAGAAGCUUCGUCAUCGAAUGAAUGAUCUUAAGGUGGCAGCUACAACUACUCUAGGUGAAAAAAAUGGAUCUUCAACCAAGCAAAUGUCCCAGUUGGUUCUCAAGUGGCUGGGCAAAACAACUUUAACAAAUUAA